AUGGGCCCUGUGGGCGAUAUAAGAAAGUUUGUCAGAGCUGUGCUAGAUCUCGUCAAGGCAGAUGAUGAAAAGGUUGACCCCAACGACGAAGACAGGGUUAGGAUUCAUCAUAUGGAUCAAUGGUUCACAGCUCAACUUUACGUGCGCCAAGAAUAUCAUCGUGCUCUUGAUAUGAAUGGCGGAGAGUAUCCCGCUGAUUUGAGUAACCUUACCUCACUACCAAGACCCAGAGAUGGGCCUGAAGACAAUACCGAGUUUCAUGUCUUUGUGGACUUUGAUUCAUCAUUUACUCAGACUCAGUGUCGGAAUGAACUUGAGAUCCAGUUCCUCAAAUACAAGAAUCAUGAUCUUACCGCAGCUAUCGACCGAGAUUUUCUACAACAAGAUUCUGCCUUUCGACCAUACAACAUUCAAAUGCCCUCAAAUGUUUACCAGGCUUUCGGUAGAGCAUGGGACCGGUUAUCCGCCGUCCCAGAAUUGCAAAUAGCAUUACCACAGAGGCAGUGGAUUCAGCGAACUUACCUGGCGACAAAUAUCGCUUCAGAGAGUAUCUACGCAUUCUACCACAACACAUGCGAUAAACGAUUCUAUCUCGAACGUUACAAGCACUUCUGGUUCUAUCCAUAUAUAACCACGCUGCUUGAGCAAGCCAGGGCCCAUAUACAACAAGGGAAGCCUAUUCAUCCAGGGGUUAUAGAUGGACGCAGCUGGGUGGCUGCUAAGGCUUAUCCAGCGGAUGGUUCUUCUGGAGUGGAAAAGGAUACCCUUGGAGGGGUAUACACCGACUUGAAAGAAGAACCCUUUAUUGAUUUGAGUGAACUGUACAAGGGCUCAGUUAAACAAAAUAGCGCAUCGUUUAGAUAG
Messenger RNA from Fusarium graminearum PH-1, 864 nucleotides. RefSeq lists its product as uncharacterized. The transcript is spliced from 2 exons. The record is from RefSeq and is a predicted model, not a curated record. Bases 1 to 864 code for a protein of 287 amino acids. Lineage: Eukaryota; Fungi; Ascomycota; Sordariomycetes; Hypocreales; Nectriaceae.